AUGCCCCAUUGGGUCCUCUUCCAUGAAAGAAUUCUUCAGUCAGGACCCAGAGACGGUUGUCUCGAGGAGAUCUUACACAUGAUCUACCAUUCGGGAUAUGCCAGGGUCUACUACGAUGCGCUCGGGGAAGAGGACUCCAAGCUUGCCCAAGCCAUGGAGAAGCAGAUGGGGGACUGCGGCCAUGCCUACGAUGGCACAUCCAAAUAUCCGAAUUGCACUUUUAAUUUUUAUCGCACGGAUAAAACUUGCAAUGCCGGCUGCAAUGCCGCUGAGUAUCAGUGGGUGACGUUGGUAUCACUACUCGGAGGUCUCGACGGCACGGUGGAGUCCGCAACCAACGGCAACCGGUGGUGUCCGACCUGGGAGUGGAAACUCUGCAGCAAGAAAGACAUCAUGGACAAAGACCCGGACAUUUACCAUCUCUAUGAUUUGGACGGCGCCAACCCGUACAAGUUGCCAGACAAGUUGCCGAGUGGCAGGUACCGCCCCCACCCGAAGCCGAAGGUACGUGACAUGGAGCUCAACCACAAGUGGUAUUGGCCGAACGAGUGCGGCCACGAAGUGUUCUGCCCCAAGAAGACGUGCGCCAGGCUGUGA
Molecule: messenger RNA, 597 nt
Organism: Prorocentrum cordatum
Lineage: Eukaryota; Dinophyceae; Prorocentrales; Prorocentraceae
Source: the annotation of a GenBank genome assembly